AUGGAGUCCCCUCCGCACAAGGCCACUCAAGCAUGUGGCCCCUGUAAGAAACGAAAGCGGAAAUGCGACAAAUUGCUGCCCAAAUGCAGUCUGUGCGUCCGCAUCAGCCGCGCCUGCCAUUAUACUGAUGCCCCAAAGCCAACCCCAACUGCGGCCGAGUUCGCGGCUCUUCAGGAAAGAUUGACCGAACUGGAGGACCGUCUAAGCAGAUCUUCUGAGCACCCAGGCUCCCUAUCAGCUGCAGUCAGUGUGUCAGGGGCUAGUAGUCUUGCCACUGAAUCCAGCGGAACGACAUGGCCCAGCCGGGGACUAGCCAGCUUCCCGUCGGCAUUGUUUUUGGAUAUCGACUGUUAUAAGUGGUCUAACAUGCAACUACCGAGACCAGCUGUUAGCAUUCCUAUGGAAGUACUCGGCGUCCUCAACCAGCCAAACGCAAUACUUGAAACAUCUGCACUCUACUUCGAUACAAUACAUCCCUGGCUGCCAAUCGUCUCGAAAAAGCGACUGGACCUUGGCAUUUCGCUGCAGAAUAGCGGGCCGGAUCUUCCCAUGCUUUUUCUUGCAAUGAAGCUGACUACCUUCUCCCUACCGGUCGAAAACACAGGGAACAAUCCACUUUAUUUGACUGCUAAGGGCUUCUUGGCAACCUUGGAAGCCAGUGGCGUGGUGUCGCUUGUCUACCUGCAGGCUAUAGUUUUGAUAGCUAUCUUCGAAUACGGUCAUUCCAUCUAUCCUGCUGCAUGGAUGACUGUGGGAGCAUGCGUCCGAUUCGCUGAGCUUCUUGGUCUUUCGCCAGACGACAUGGACGGAAGCGGAGGAGAGAAGACGGGUGUGGUGGGCCGUAUACGUCCUGGAUCGGGUUAUUUCCCUGGGCAGUCGGAGAAGGUUCUCCCUCCCUGA
Messenger RNA from Aspergillus chevalieri, 900 nucleotides. RefSeq names its product fungal specific transcription factor domain-containing protein. Gene Ontology annotation, biological process: DNA-templated transcription; regulation of DNA-templated transcription. NCBI's taxonomy places the organism in Eukaryota, Fungi, Ascomycota, Eurotiomycetes, Eurotiales, Aspergillaceae. The record is from RefSeq and is a predicted model, not a curated record. The coding region runs from base 1 to 900 and encodes 299 amino acids. Gene Ontology annotation, cellular component: nucleus. The transcript has 3 exons. Gene Ontology annotation, molecular function: DNA-binding transcription factor activity, RNA polymerase II-specific; DNA binding; zinc ion binding.